Glossina fuscipes is the source of this 4868-nucleotide messenger RNA. It is a transcript of the gene RtGEF, whose product is annotated as rho guanine nucleotide exchange factor 7. The transcript is spliced from 11 exons. Gene Ontology annotation, molecular function: guanyl-nucleotide exchange factor activity; protein binding. The coding region runs from base 332 to 3208 and encodes 958 amino acids. The record is from RefSeq and is a predicted model, not a curated record. Lineage: Eukaryota; Metazoa; Arthropoda; Insecta; Diptera; Glossinidae.
UUGAGUGUUUACACGUGUGUUCAUAGUUUUUUCUUUUUGCUAAUGAAAAUGUCUUCAAAUUUCAUUUAAUUAAUGUGAGUGAGCGACGGAUCUUUGCGGUUUUUAUUUAUAGAUGUUUCAUUAAGAAAAAUAAAAAAAAAACACCAACUUAAAAAGACAGUACAAAACGUAUAAAAAGCGAAUUAAUGCGAAUAAUUAAUAACGCCUAAAGAGAUUAUUCCACACUGCUCUGCUAUCUUUAUAAAAAGGAUCUUUUUAACAUCUUUCUAAUCAAUUGACUUAUCAACCCGCGUAAAAAAAGUUUAUAUGCGUUUACUCUAGCCGUUACAAAAUGGAUCAACCGCUUAUAGUGCAAGCAGAGUAUUCCUUUAAGGGCGGCAAUAAUGAUGAGUUGUGCUUUAAAAAAGGCGAUUUAAUAACAGUAACGCAGCGCGAGGAAGGCGGUUGGUGGGAAGGUACGCUGAACGAUAAGACUGGCUGGUUUCCCAGCAAUUACGUAAAUGAAUAUAAGGCACCUCUGCCCAUCACAGAAUCUAUUCGACCACCUGAGGAAAUACAAGAAUAUCGUUCGGUAGUUCUGAAAGAUUUACUCGAUUCUGAACGGGCACAUGUUGCCGAAAUACAAGGAUUAUUGGAAAAUUUCCUGGAACCUUUGCAACAAACGCAAAUACUCACAGCCGACGAAUAUGCUCAACUUAUGUGCAAUUUUGUAGAGAUAGUUAAAAUCCACGAAGAGCUUCUAUCGCAAAUGGAGGAAUGCAACGAUCGAGUGGGAAAAUUGUUUCUUACUAAAGCACCGACAAUGAAACAAGCUCAUCAAGCCUAUUGUGCGGCACACCCUAAAGCCAUCGUUAUAUUAGAUAAACACAAAGAUGAGUUAGAGAAAUAUAUGGAACGUCAAGGCGCCGCUAGUCCCGGUCUUUUAGUACUCACAACGGGUCUUUCGAAGCCAUUUCGUCGUCUAGAUAAGUACUCAGCUAUGUUGCAAGAGUUGGAACGUCAUAUGGAAAACAGUCAUCCUGAUCGUGGCGAUACGCAGCGAAGUGUAUCGGUUUACAAAGAUAUAGCAGCCACUUGCUCAGCCACGAGAAGACAGAAGGAGUUGGAAUUGCAAGUUUUGACGGGUCCCGUAAGGGGUUGGCAAGGCCAAGAACUAAGUUCAUUAGGUGACAUUAUACAUAUGGGGAGUGUAGCGGUGGGACCAGAUCAUAGAGAUCGCUACUUCGUUCUAUUUCCUCAUACCUUGCUCAUACUUAGUGUUAGCCAAAGAAUGAGUGCCUUUAUUUAUGAGGGUAAAUUGCCAUUAACGGGGAUUAUAGUUAAUCGUUUAGAUGAUUCCGACAUUUACAAGAACGCUUUCGAAAUUAACAGCCCUCUUAUUGAACGUAUCGUCGCCAUUUGCCAGGGCCCCAACGAAGCUAACAAAUGGGUGGAACUAUUGACAUCCGUAAAACUCUCAAUGCCUGUGGGGAUAAAACGUCAAUUAAGCAAUUUAAGUAAUGCUUCAAUUGGUGGCGGCGGACAUGUUCAUCAACCACCUACGCACAUGUCUCCGCCAGCCAAUCUAGGUUUGCUAAGUCAACGAAUGAACAAUCAACAACAAUCAACGGCAACAACGAAUUGUGCCGCAACGACCACCACAGCUGCAGCACCGCCAGCCAUGUCACUUCCGUCACAACACAAACGGAGCCUAUCGUUCAAUCAUCACCUAAGUUACAAUCAAUAUACGCACAAUCAGCAUCCACCACCUGCUCAUCAACCUCAUCAUCAACAACAACAACAAAGUCUACCAAAUCAUCCGGCGCCACUUCCAAGCCACAAAUCAAAUUUAGUCCAGACAUCGAGCAGUAUUUCAAAGACUCCAAAUCAAACCCAUCUCCCUCUAAACAUGGCCACAAACGUAAGGAGCGUAAACACAAAAGCUAACUGGAGCAUAACAAAUUUACGUCCAGCACCACCACUUCGGCCAAGUCUGUUCAACGCCACCGCUACAAGUAAUACUGGAUGUGGAGGAGGUGGUGGAAGCAGUUCAAACGCAUUGUCUUCUUAUUUUAAUAGUCGCAAAAAUCAACCUACUUUCGAAGAAGACGCUUUGGUUUUGCGUGUCUUUGAAGCUUACAGCGCCGCCUAUCAAAACAACAUACGCAAUACCAUACAUUCAGUUCUUCAACCAUGGACACCGUGUUUACCCAUACGUGGCGGUAAAUUAAAGACUAGCAAACCUUUCUCCACUUCUAAUCCUCAGUUGCCGUUCUUAUGCAGUACGGGUGUUCCUUUUCCCGGCUCCAGCGGAGCCAGUAAUCAACAAAACUCCACAAAUAGUCUAAAUUCAUCGUAUAUUUGGCGUGAGGCGAGUCCUAACAAUUUUAAUUUAUACUCUUCCUCGAUUUCUUCUCUUAACGCGGCCGGUUAUCGGUAUUCUCUAUCUGGAUCCGCUGGAACUGGUCCUAGCGGCAAUGCGAAUACUUCAUUAGGUGUCUUAGACUACCGUGCCUUAUCAGAAGAGAGAGCUACCAGAAAAUCAUUGAAUCGUCUAAAAAGCGGUUUCGGUUCGGGUUACGAUAAUAUAUUUAUGACGCCUUUAUUGCCACGGAAAAACAAAACGUCACCAAAAAUUAUAAAAAAUAACUGUCAAGGGCAAAAGAGACCACCAAAUAUACGACAAUAUUCUGAAGAACAACCAGCGAGCGCUGCUCAUCCAGGACUUUACGAUCGACGUUUAAAUCGUUCCUUUGAGAGUGGAUCGAGUAAUCGUUACGCAGGCUACGGUGGCGGUUAUAUGUUAGGCUAUGGCCUUAAAUCGACUGCUAUUAGACGCAGUACUCCGCAUUUAACAGGCGACGAAGCACUCGAUGACAGCGAUGAUGUGGACGGUCGGCAUUCGAUUCAAAAGGCCUGCACAACCGCUUUACUUAAAGGGAAUACAAAUGGUUCGGCGACGUCCGCUGUUGAUGCGACCGUAUACGGUGUUGGUAAUGGAGACAGUGAUUCUCAAAGGCAUUCAGGCAAUUGGUGUUGCGGUUUGGAAAACGAAGAUAUGACACCAACAUUGCGUCAAUUAUGGACUGCCAUACAUCAAUUGCAACAGGAUAUGUCGCAGAUUAAGCAAAUUAUAAAUGAUGAGGUGGCUUUAAGAGUGAGUUUACAGCAAUUGUUAAUGCAACAUUUAGAGACGGGCAGUGCAACCGGUAACACAUCAAAAUGUUGACUAUGGAAGUGAAAUGUUCAUUUCCUUCGGCAGACGUCACCAUAAGAAAAUUAAAUGGGGAAAUGAUCACAACUAACUGCAAAGCGAUGAGAUGAGAUGACAUAAACAAAAUCGUGAAAUCAUAACAGGUAACAGAAUAAGUAGAAAUUUUUUUUUAAUUUACAAAAGCAGAAAAAUUAAAAACAAAUUGUAAAAUUAUUUCACAAAUACUGACCUCGCACAAAGGAUGCAAAAAGGAUGAAAUCUUAUAAAUUGUUCAUUCGUUGCAAUUGGUCUUCAUUUUUCUUCAUGCAUGAAAAAUGAAAUUUUUAUGACUAGCGAAUUAACCGCUUGGGUAGUUCGCCAGUUUUGUCCAAAAGCCCUAAUUGAUGGCUGUAUCUUUUCUUCCGCUGGUAGGGAAUUGGAAACAUUGUGAAUAAAAAAAGAUUUUCGCUUCUCUACUUGUGGGUUUUAUUGCCAAUUUAACAACUACGUCGGUUUUUACCAUAAUAUAUGAUUUUAACUCAAGACUGACUCAUGCGAUCUGAUAAAAUAUCGAUCUCUAGCUCCUUAUUUCUCCCUUUAGGAUUUCUCCUAUAUUAGAGAAUAAUAUAAACAUCAUAAUUAAGAUACUUGAUACUAUGGUGAUCUGUUGUGUAAAAUGUGUGCCAUCACGCCUCGGUUGUCUGAUAUUUCGAUCCUGCUGUUGCUAGGAGUAAUAGGUAUGCGUUGAGACAGAGACGCAUCGGCCUUGGCGCUUUAAUUGCACGACACAGCUUUCCGCGUAGACCUCGGUGUCGGUUGUAUAUAUACAUAUGGCGGGUGUAUAUAAAUAUGUAUCUGUUGACAACCAUUUUUUUUUUUAAUUUUUAUAUUUCCCAUUUUUUAUAAAAAUCAGUAGUUUCGAACUGAAUAAUUGAUUCAUUUCUUAUUUUUAUUUCGAUUGAUUUCUUAACCUUAGAUAGUUUUUUUAUAAUCUUUCCCUUUUCUUGCAAAGAAGCUUCGAGUUCAUCUUUGGUUUCUAAUAAAGUUUUAAAAAGAUUUUCAUCAAAUCAUAUUUUUCUGAUAGUGUUGAUGUUGUCCUUUCCCUAGGGGUUAGUCGGUCUGGACUGUAGAAGUACUUGGUCAGUACAAUUUCUAUACAGUAUAUUAACUCUUAUAUUAAAGUCUGAAAUAAAUUUUAAUAUAUAACUUGUAGCUAAAUAAUUGCGGAUUCCGCUCUUUGUUGUUGUCGGUGGGAGCCUAUGCAGCCGCAAAACAGAGUAUAUUAUCUAAAAGUAACGAAUGAACAUUCAUAAGAGCCUUCACCUCUAAACACAUUAUAUGUAAUAUAAUAUAAUGUAAAAAUAUAUAUAAGGUCUUUAUCAUCUUCACGCGAUAUUAAUGAAAUAUGAAUUUAUGUAUUUGUGAAUAUUUCCGGUCAUUCGCAUUCAUACAUUUUGAAUUGCCACUGUUUGAAUUUUUAAACAGUCGUUGAUAUGAACAUAAUUUAAAAAAAAAAAUGGAAACAAAAUCACUUAACAUAAAAAAAAAAAAAUCUCGAUUUUCAUUUCACGAUUAAAAUGUGAACUAAUAUAAAAUGUUCGCAAUAUACGUGUAUGUGUUAUACGUAUGCAAUUCGAGACAAUAUAUAUAUAUAUAUUUAUAUAUAUAUGUAUAACGAAGUAAAUAUAAUUUAAAA